This is a messenger RNA of Dermacentor albipictus, 2180 nucleotides long. RefSeq lists its product as uncharacterized. The record is from RefSeq and is a predicted model, not a curated record. Gene Ontology annotation, molecular function: acyltransferase activity, transferring groups other than amino-acyl groups. Lineage: Eukaryota; Metazoa; Arthropoda; Arachnida; Ixodida; Ixodidae.
UCGCGGUAUCUUGCGGACGGACGCACCUAAUCUUGGCCGUCAGUAAACUUUCCUCCACCCUCACUGGCGGCUUCAAGGGCCGGUCGAGGGAAGAUCUCGAUCGCCGCAGCUGGACAGGAGCUUAGCUCUGGAACUGACGUGCUACGCGCUUCAAUUCUUUUCACCGGGAUCUGCGUGUGGACUGGAUAGUUAAUAUUCGUUUUAGCAUGGAGGGGAAAGACGUGACGAUUCGACCGAUGCGCGAGGAAGACAAGGAAGGUGUGACGGAGUUGCGCAGAAGUUACGGUCAGCAACUGGGCAUCGGGGCACUGGACGCGCUGGCGAAGUACGACCCGGACAGCAUCUACGUCGCUGUUACCGAAGAUGGCCAAGUGCAAGGCAGCUGCGCCGUCGCGGACCUGCACCCGGACCUGGCGUACGUGAUGAUGCACGCCGUUCGCGCCGAGCGCCAGAAGUCGGGGCUCGCCACGCGACUCUGGCAGGAGGCCGUCGUUCGGCGUCUCGGAGCCGCCAGGAACGCGUUCCUCAUCUGCGGAGGAUUUCACGUGGCCAUGUACUACCGUCGCUACGGCUUCGAAGUCGUGUCGGCGGAGCGCGUCCACUACAUCCGGCCGGGACCGGCCGACAUCUCCUCGCUGACCCAGAGCGUGACGGGCGUGCAAGUGUCGGCUGUGCAGGUGCAAGACGACGCCGAUACGGUGUCCUCCAUCGCCGACUACGACGCCACCGUGUUUGGCUUCAGGAGGGAACGCUUCAUAUCCCUUAUGCUGGCCGAAAAAGGGAAUGCCGUCGUGGUGGCCCGACGAGGCGACCAGAACCGGUCUGUGGUGGGCUACGGAGUGGUCAGCACGGACAUCAGCGGCCGUGCCCUCCUGAGAAUCGUGUACGCUGACGAAGAGGCCAUCGCCGAGUGCAUCGUGCACCGCCUGCUCGAGGCGUUCGGCCCCUUCCACAAGAAGGGUCUCACGGGACUGCUGCUGGCAGGCGCCGGGGAAGGGCGUGGCAUCGACCACAAGAUGGCGCUGGAGACGGUGCCCUACGUGAACAUCCUCUACCGGCUGCACGAGCCGUCCACGUGCGACUACGGGAAGCAGUUCGUGGUGCCAGUGUAGGACGGUGCAAUCUUGCGGAUGAUCGAUCGAUCGGCUAGUUGAAUGAUCAGAUUUGAUUUUAUUCUAUUUCUUUGAUUUAUUUGUUUAAGUCGAUUUGUUUGAUUUGACCGAAAGUUUUAAUUAUUUUUAUAUAUUCUUGCGGUCGACUUUCUCAAAACGUUUGAACCUCAUUGAAACCAGCCCGGUGGCUUAGUGGCCACGCGUUUUUGUACUGCUGUACACAGGGUCGCAGGUUCGACUACUGGCUACGGCCACCGCGGUCCUGUAUAAGCGCAGAAUGCCAUAUUACUGAGGUACUCAAAUUUAGGAGCACGUGAAAGGACACCGCGUAUAUAAAAUUAAUCCAGAGUCCUUCACUAUGAUUUUUCACAUAGCUCAUGUCAACCAUUUUACCCGUUUGAGACGUUACCUCAAACAAUCACUGAGUCGGCAUUCAAUGAACCAAUUACUCAAUCGAUCAGUCACCGUCACGUGAGCAGACAAAUAUUGUUUGAAAUGAGGCAGAACUUAUAGAAAACACUAUAAGCAUCUAGUCUCCAACGCGCCCGAAUCGAUCAUAAGCGUGCUCGAAUCGUUGAGGCGCUUGCUGUAGAGAAGGCAAAAAAAAUGCGUAUUUAAACACAGCAAGCAAAUGAAGGGCACGCUGAAGCACGCAAAAAAGAAAAGAACAAUAAAGCAGCUGUCAGUAAUCAAAUGCCAUGUGUUACUUUCUUGACGUAAGUGACUCACGCACGAGGUUAGAAAGAAAAAGCAAGGACACAACCAAUUCAAGCUUAAUUGGUGCGUUGCUAUCUUAGAGCACUGUAGCACUUUACCACUACCGUAUUAGUUAUUACCAUUACUGUAAACCGACACGCAGACGGAGAUAGAAUAGAUCUGAUGGCUACGGCUUGUGGCACAAGCGUCGACCAGAAGUGUGCGGAUUGUUUGCUGCAGCGAGCGAUUGUCGUCUCCUUAGCUGCUAGUGCAAAAACGUCAUUACCGACGUAAUCUUCACUAAGAUAUUCUUGGUUCCUCGUUUUUCUUUCGUUUUAACACAAAGCUUUUACAAUGCAAUAAAGUUGUACG